Coregonus clupeaformis (lake whitefish) is the source of this 1554-nucleotide messenger RNA. Its product is annotated as solute carrier family 35 member F1. Lineage: Eukaryota; Metazoa; Chordata; Actinopteri; Salmoniformes; Salmonidae. The transcript is spliced from 8 exons. Gene Ontology annotation, molecular function: transmembrane transporter activity. The coding region runs from base 274 to 1452 and encodes 392 amino acids. The record is from RefSeq and is a predicted model, not a curated record. Gene Ontology annotation, cellular component: membrane. Gene Ontology annotation, biological process: transmembrane transport.
GCCUCUCAUAAUCAGCGCACAGCCCGAAGCAGGCAUUCAGAAAAUGCACACUGACGAACCGGGGUACCUCUGCAAACAUUUCACUAAAGAACAGGUGCAUAUUGCAUGAACCCCCCGCGUGUGGGGCCAACACACAUUCUUCACUUCCAUGGAAUGAAUGCGGAGGUUGUCCAUCGCGCGCACAGAGAAUCGGAUCUAGUCCCUCGUGGAGUACCCGAGCCCUACGUCUUCUCCUUGCACCGAGCAGAAUGCACCCUGGUUUCUGAUCGUUAAAUGUUUAGUUCAGAGAUGAUAUCCUCGCAGCAGAAUCAUGUUGUCACGACUAUUGAGACCAUACCUCCUGAAACCAUCACAGCAUCGCCGUCCAUGGUUCAAAGGAUAAGAAAACUGUUUAGCAGGGAACUUCUAGUAACUCUGGCUCUGGGCCAGGUCCUGUCUCUGCUCGUCUGUGGCAUCGGGCUGACCAGCAAGUACCUGGCUCAUGAAUACCACGCCAACACGCCCGUGUUCCAGAGCUUUCUCAACUACAUCCUGCUGUUCCUGGUCUACACCACCACGCUCGCCGUCAGGCAAGGUGAGGAGAAUCUGCUGGCAAUACUGAAGAGGCGAUGGUGGAAGUACAUGAUUCUGGGAUUGAUAGACAUCGAGGCUAACUACCUAGUUAUCAAAGCCUACCAAUACACCACACUAACCAGCGUACAGCUCUUAGACUGUUUCACCAUCCCUGUGGUGCUGCUGCUGUCCUGGUUCUUCCUGCUUGUGAGGUACAAGGCCGUGCAUUUUGUGGGCGUCGGGGUGUGUCUGCUGGGCAUCGGCUGUAUGGUGGGGGCAGAUGUCCUGGUGGGAAGACAGCAGGGCCAUGGGGACCAUAAGCUCCUGGGGGACCUGCUGGUUCUGGGAGGGGCCAUGCUCUAUGGCAUCUCUAACGUGUGUGAGGAGUUCAUCGUUAAGAACCUUAGCAGGGUGGAGUUCCUGGGCAUGAUGGGACUGUUUGGCUCUUUCUUCAGCGGCAUUCAGCUGGCCAUCAUGGAACACAAGGAGCUGUUAAAGGUGCACUGGGACUGGCAGAUUGGGUUGCUCUACAUUGGCUUCAGUGCCUGCAUGUUUGGCCUGUACAGCUUCAUGCCCGUGGUCAUCAGAAGGACCAGCGCCACGUCGGUCAAUCUCUCUCUGCUGACCGCUGACCUCUACAGCCUGUUCUGCGGCCUCUUUCUGUUCCAGUACAAGUUUUCAGGGCUCUACCUCCUUUCCUUCCUCAUCAUCGUGCUGGGUCUGGUCCUCUACACCUCCUCCUCCACCUACGUGGCACAGGACCCACGCGUCUACAAGCAUUUCCGCAACGCCGGCCACCCCAUCACGGACACGCCCACUCUGGGGCCCCUGGAACCCUCGGUGACCUAUACCAGCCUAAGGCAGGAGAUAGAGGAGGAGCCUCGCAUCAGAGUGGCCUGAGGGGGUGGGACCUAAUCAUCCACUGCCCCUCCUCCCCGGAUUCUGUACAGAGAGAAUGAUCACUGAAUGAUACAAAUAUAAUCGAAAACAUGUAGCAAACAA